AUGUCAGCACGUAGGCGACGAGUUACUGGCGACGUAGACGAUGUUCCACUGACAUCAUACAACGAUCCACGUCAAUUUGGUGGUACAUUUUACGGAGAACAAUCCCAAGGAAAUGGAAAGCCAGACAACUGGCAAAUAGAUAGUGAUAAUAAGGAAAAUUUAAGUAAUUAUAAUUAUAUUCCAAUCAUGACGUCGCGCGACAGGAGUAACGAGUUCGCAAAUGCCAUCAAGACCAUGCAAGGCAGAACUAUGAUGAGGACUAAUGUCAAAAGUCCAACUCAUGGCAAGCAUUUCCAAAGUUACUCACAAUUUAUGAUGAUUGCUAAGAAUAUUGGGAAAAAUAUCGCCAUGGCAAAGAAAAAGUCUAUUUUUGAUGACAGACAAUUGGAAAUAGACGAGCUGACAAAUAUUAUCAAGACUGACUUGAGCAGUCUAAAUAAACAAAUCGGUCAACUUCAGGAAUUGAGCAAGCAACAGAGAGAAUCAUCCUCUAAAAGUCAUCAUAUAGCUUCGCAUUCCUCUUCUGUGGUGGUUACUCUCCAGUCAAAACUUGCCAAUAUGUCUAAUCACUUCAAGAACGUACUUGAAGUACGCUCUGAGAAUAUGAGGGAAGAGCAAAACAGGAGACAGCAGUUCACUCAAGGGCGUGUAAAUACUAAAUUACCAUUAACCGGUGGACAACAAAGCUCAUUACUCCUUGAGGAACAAGAUACUAGAGGUAAUUCUGUUAGUAUAAAUGUUGAACCCAUGGGAGGGCAAAUGAUGAUGCAACAGGCGAUUCGAGAUGACACGGACUCUUAUGUGAUGUCUCGAGCAGAAACGAUGCAAAAUAUAGAGUCUACGAUAGUUGAACUUGGAGGGAUUUUUUCGCAGUUAGCUCAUAUGUUUUCAGAUAAAAUGUAA
Messenger RNA from Cotesia congregata, 903 nucleotides. NCBI's taxonomy places the organism in Eukaryota, Metazoa, Arthropoda, Insecta, Hymenoptera, Braconidae. The record is from the annotation of a GenBank genome assembly.